CCGUUCUCUCUCGCUCUCUCUCUCUCUUGUCGGACACAGCAUUCUACAAUCACAUCACCAUACACAUCAGUGAGCAAUCUCGUGUUGCGCGCCCGAGCCGCCACUGUCGCAUCUAUGGAGCGCUCCCGCAGCCUGUCCUACUAUUGCGUGGAAUAAAAAUGUAAUAUGACAUAGAAGCAAGACGCCCUGGCACUUCAAAAGGAAAACAAACCUUUCAGUCCACACCUCAACACUCGCGACUUUCCAACGAUACCGACUUGAAACUUUUACCUUACGACCCCCCACCCCCCUCACACCGUUCCCCCACGUUAUAUCCGUUCGUGUAAAAUUCCCUCAGAGAGCUUUGCUGCUCAUUUCACUCCGGCGGCAACAUGGACGAGGAAGAAGCCGCGGAAAGGAUGUCUCCAGCCGGAGUCCGACCCCGGAAUCGCCCGCCACAAGUGAUGCUGAACCAGAAAAAGAUCAAAGCGAGACGGAAAAAGCGAAGGGAGUUGGUUUUGAUCCAAAUAUGCUUGUUGGGAGGGAUGCUUCUCUUCGUCAAGGGGUUCUCCUACCUAGCAGAAAAUUCAGGUUAUGACACAUCCAGCCCCACCACGUAUGAUGAUGAGCGAUGGGGAGGCAGGAAGCUACUGCAGGAGGUGGACACAUUGGACAGUAAUAACAGCAUGGAAGAGGAUGGGGAAAAGAAAAACUGCACCGAACCAGCUUUGCACGAGUUCCCUACAGAUCUGUUUACCCACAAGGAGAGGACAGAAGGAGCUGUGGCCCUACACGUCCUGUGUGCCAUGUAUAUGUUCAUUGCCCUGGCCUUGGUUUGUGACGAUUACUUUGUCCCUUCGCUGGAGAAGAUAUGUGAGCGUCUUCAUCUCAGCGAGGAUGUAGCAGGGGCAACCUUUAUGGCCGCUGGAAGCUCCGCCCCUGAACUCUUCACCUCUGUCAUAGGGGUCUUCAUCACUAAAGGAGAUGUGGGUGUGGGGACCAUUGUGGGGUCAGCAGUCUUCAACAUCCUCUGCAUCAUCGGAGUGUGUGGAAUCUUUGCUGGCCAGGCUGUGAAGCUCUCCCAUUGGACACUACUCAGAGACUCCGCCUACUACACGCUCUCUAUCGCAGCCCUCAUUGCAUUUAUCUACGACGGGGAGGUUACGUGGUGGGAGUCUCUAGUCCUGAACGUGAUGUACCUCUUCUACAUUCUAAUCAUGAAGUUUAACGGCCGAGCGAGGCGCUACUUUGACCGAAGGAAGAAGAGCUCCGUGAGUCUGGCCAACGGUCUGACGGGCAGCACUGACCUGGAGGACAACGUCACCUGUGACGCCACCGCCGUCCUGCUCAAGAAAGCUAACUUCCAGUGUAAGCCCAGUGUGCUGAUGGUGGAUGAGCUACUGUCAGCCUACCCCCACCAGCUGUCCUUCUCUGAGGCUGGCAUGAGGAUCAUGAUCACCAGUCACUUCUCCCCCAGGACACGAUUAGCCAUGGCUUCACGCAUGGUCAUCAAUGAGAGACAGAGGGUGAUCAACACCAGUGAGACCAGGGUCAACCAACACAUCACCAACGGAGACUCAGACUCUGCAGCCGCCAGGGCUCCGGAGAGGCGGAGUCUGGAGAACGGCAGGACGGGCGGGGCCGAGACAGGGCUGAACGGGAGAUGCGUAGGUCAGGGGGACCUGGAGUCGGGGAAUGAGACGGAAAACGAGAACGAGGAUAAUGAGAAUAAUGAGAAUGAUGGAGGAGUAGAGGAAGAGGACGAGAACGAAGGACCUCUGGUCCCUCACAGACCACCAGCGGGUGUGUGUAACAAGAUGAAGUGGCUGCUGUGCUGGCCUCUGUGCCUGCUCCUCUUCUUCACCAUCCCGAACUGUGCCAAGCCACGCUGGGAGAGAUGGUUCAUGGUCUCCUUCGUCACCUCCACCAUGUGGAUAGCUGGCUUCUCCUACAUUAUGGUCUGGAUGGUGACUGUGAUUGGGUACACGCUUGGCAUCCCUGAUGUCAUCAUGGGCAUCACGUUCCUGGCGGCGGGGACUAGUGUUCCAGACUGCAUGGCCAGCCUCAUCGUGGCACGCCAAGGUCUGGGAGACAUGGCCAUCUCUAACUCCAUUGGCAGCAAUGUGUUUGAUAUUCUGGUGGGCCUUGGCCUGCCCUGGCUUUUACAGACCCUCUGCAUUGACUAUGGAUCAACUAUCUCUCUGAACAGUAGAGGAUUGAUCUUCUCUGUUGCGCUGCUCUUGGCCUCAGUGUUCCUCACAGUGCUGGGCGUCCACUUAAACAAAUGGACUCUGGACCGUCGACUGGGUCUGACCUGUCUCCUCAUGUACGCAGUCUUCGUCUGUUUCUCCGUCCUCAUCGAGUUCAACGUCUUCAUCUUCGUCAACCUGCCCAUGUGCCGCGAGAUCCUCUGAUCCUUGUACUCUUCCUCCUCCUCUUCCUCCUGCUUUCGAUCCCGGAGGAUGUCUUUGCCACAGGUCUUUGCUCCCUGUCUGCUCGCCCCACCCUCGAGUGGAUUUUUAUCUUGAAAUAAUAGUUGUUUAAUUUAUCUUUGGUGCAAUACAAGCGAAUGAUGAACGGAGAUGUUGUGUUCGUCUGGUUUUGGCUGGAGAAGAGAAGACGUAAGAGAAAGUCCCAUUGGAAAAUGAUGAGGUCAAAGGUCAACCGAACAGGAAGUAGUAGUGACUGCUCCCUGUUAGCUUUCUGUUGCCAGGUAAACUGAAGACAUUGGUUUGGAUAAACUAAACUGUAUUAUCAUCGACGUCGAUGUAUAAGCUGCUAACUGACUGAGAGGAAAUGAUUGGCUAACGGCAAAUGAUAGCCAAUAGGAUUGUGUUAUUUUCUUACUCUUUGUACAUGUUUGGAUUUAAAUAUUAUACAUAUUGUUUAAGGUGUUUUAAGUUAAGAUGGAUGUGCGACAGGAUUCCAUGUGUGCUGGCUGUAAAUAUUUGAGGAGAAUAUUGACAUGGAGAAGUUUAUUGACUGUUCCGGUUCUUCAACCGUUCAGUGAAGAGGAGGAGGAUAUUUUUGUUUAAGCUGAGUGCACUGUAGGGACUUGACCAAACAGUGAUGCUCUCAUGCCAGCCAUUUCUUCUCGCAAAGUGUAAGACAGCAUGACAUGCUAAUCGCAAGUCUAUUCCUUUAGCUUUGUGCUGUCAGGGAGAGUUCAUAUUAAUCUAUUCUAUUUGCAGUAAGAAAUAUUUAUGUACAGUUUUUGUUGUUGUUAUUUUCUCUCCAAAUAUAUCCAAAUAUAUGUGGGAUAUAGAGUACCAGCCAAAGUUUCCACACAGCUGCUUGUUCCAGGGUUUUUCUUAAUUUUGACUGUUUUAUACAUUGUAGAAUAAAAGUGAAGACAUCAUAACU
This is a messenger RNA of Oncorhynchus tshawytscha (Chinook salmon), 3342 nucleotides long. Its product is annotated as sodium/potassium/calcium exchanger 3. The record is from RefSeq and is a predicted model, not a curated record. Gene Ontology annotation, cellular component: membrane. Lineage: Eukaryota; Metazoa; Chordata; Actinopteri; Salmoniformes; Salmonidae. Gene Ontology annotation, biological process: calcium ion transmembrane transport; intracellular calcium ion homeostasis. The transcript has 17 exons. The coding region runs from base 372 to 2393 and encodes 673 amino acids. Gene Ontology annotation, molecular function: calcium channel activity; calcium, potassium:sodium antiporter activity.